This is a messenger RNA of Oryza brachyantha (malo sina), 1475 nucleotides long. RefSeq names its product methyltransferase-like protein 22. The record is from RefSeq and is a predicted model, not a curated record. The transcript is spliced from 9 exons. Gene Ontology annotation, cellular component: nucleus. Gene Ontology annotation, biological process: protein methylation. Lineage: Eukaryota; Viridiplantae; Streptophyta; Magnoliopsida; Poales; Poaceae. Gene Ontology annotation, molecular function: protein methyltransferase activity. Bases 62 to 1039 code for a protein of 325 amino acids.
UUUCCUCCACUCGCGGACGGAGAGCGAGGCGAGGAGCAGCCAACCGGAGCAGCUGGCUGCCAUGGAGGCCGGAGAUGGAAGAGGAGGAGCGGAGGAGGAGCAGGUGAUGAGCGAGGUGCACCUGGGAUGCCCGCCCCGCCUCUCCGGGCUCUACGUCUCCCGCUUCAGCUUCUCCUCCCGCCCGCCAGGUGGCUUCCCUGCAGACGCUGUUGCUGUGGAUGAGGACGGGGAUCUGGUUCUCGACAGGAGGAGGAAGAACAGAGAUAGGAGCGAUCAUGUGAUUACUGUUCAGCAUGGUAUCACCUCCUCGCUUAGGAGCGUCGGUCUUCAGGUUUGGAAGGCAGCAUUGCUAUUAACCGAUUUCGUGUUACAUAAAAGCUUUACAUCAUCGGAGUUUAAUGGUGUUACUGCCAUAGAAAUUGGUGCCGGCACAGGAUUGGUAGGGUUGGCACUAGCUCGAGUUGCUCGGAAGAUCUUCAUUACAGAUAGGGGCACUGAUAUCCUCGAUAACUGCUUAGAAAAUGUCCGACUUAACUCAAGCAUGUUAAAGUUUGAUGAAGCUAAGGCCUAUGUGCGGGAACUAGAUUGGAAAGUGUCAUGGCCUCCACCUGUGUUUACAGGCAACACAUCUAAUACAAGUUCAAGAUAUUUAUGGUCUACAAAUGAAAUCGAAGCAGCCGAGGAAGCUACAGCAUUAUUUGCUGCAGAUGUUAUUUACAGUGAUGAUCUCACUGAUCUAUUCUUCAGCACAGCAAAGGAACUGAUGUCACGUGGUGCUAAGAAGGUGUUGUACUUGACCUUGGAGAAAAGAUACAACUUCAGUCUGGACGAACUAGAUGUUGUAGCCAAUGGUUAUGAGCACUUCCGAAGUUUUUUCACGGUUCAGGAUGAGAGCGGAUUUCUGGAGGAUAAUACAUGUAGACCAGGUUUUGUUGGAAAGCAGAUGAACCUUGCAGAUGUUCCACAGUACAUCAGAGAAUAUGACAGGGGCAAGGAUUUGGAAAUGUGGAAGAUUAGGUACAACCCAAACCCAGAAUAACAGUGCCUUCUACAGAAAAUCAUCAACUUUUUUGUACAAUGCAUUGAUGCAUGCUUGUAUGACUGUAGACUGUAGUCCAUAUGGCACCUGUAGGAUAGACAUCAUAAACAAAAGUUUCUCCCUUUUAUCAUCAAGCAUGUAGACUGAUCACAAAAUCCAGGAUAACAAGAAUCCACACGAUAUUUUAUUUCGAGCUCUUAUGUAAAAGAACAAAAAUUCAAGUUCAAUUUCACAUUCCUCCAAACAUACUACAGCCCAGAGCCAAGUCAGCAACCAAAUUUAGUCAGAACAAUCUACUGAUCUGUUUGGCUAGAUCUCACAAACUGUCUCAUGCAGCUUGCACUCAUGUCAUCAUCAGCUCCUAACCAAAAUUAACCGUAUAUGAUCAGUAGGAGGAUGAUCACCAGGAUGGCGACUAAGCACGCGCAGGCUCCAC